Molecule: messenger RNA, 1329 nt
Organism: Podarcis raffonei (Aeolian wall lizard)
Lineage: Eukaryota; Metazoa; Chordata; Lepidosauria; Squamata; Lacertidae
Gene: OVCA2
Product: OVCA2 serine hydrolase domain containing
Exons: 2
Coding region: 38-709 (223 amino acids)
Biological process (GO): response to retinoic acid
Cellular component (GO): nucleus; cytoplasm
Source: RefSeq, a predicted model, not a curated record
UUCUACUUCCCACCUGGCGCAGAUACCCGGAUGAAGCAUGUCUGCCCGCGGGGGCGGCGGGUUGCGGCUGCUCUGUCUCCAUGGAUACCGGCAGAGCGCGGAAAUCUUCCGCGCGCGAACCGGGUCCCUGCGCAAGGCCCUCCGCGGGCGCGCGCAGCUCCUGUACGUGGACGCGCCCCAUUCGGUGGACGCGCCUCUCCCGUCAGGGGAAGCUGCCUCAGGUGCUCUAGAAGCUGACUCAAAGGGCUGGUGGUUCUCCAACCCCCAGGAAGGGACAUUCAGUGCCCUGGAAGAAGCGUCUUCCUGCAAAGGGCUGGAGGAGUCCCUAGACAGCAUUGCCAAGGCCUUUGCGGAGCAGGGCCCCAUCGACGGCCUCCUGGGCUUCAGCCAGGGAGCAGCGUUGGUGGGAAUCAUUUGUGCCCUGAAGCAGCGCGGAGACCCCCGCUUUCCCUUUGACUUCGCCAUCGUGGUGUCUGGCUUCAAGAGCCAGGCCACCCCCCACCAGGGCUACUACCAGGAACCCAUCGCGGUGCCCAGCCUACACGUCCUGGGCGAGACGGAUCGGGUCAUCCCAGCUGAGAUGAGCAGGCAGCUUGCCUCCUGCUUUGUGGAGCCCGUCACCCUCAUUCACACAGGGGGCCACUUUGUCCCGGCCUCCGCAUCCCAAAAGAAAGCCUAUCUGGAAUUCUUGGAUCAGUUUGUAAAGUGACUGCAUUGGGGUCCAGUGCCCAGGCUGCUUUGGGGCUUGGCCAGAGUGGGACUUCCGGCGGAUGAAGGUUUAAGGGGCAGUUCUUGGCCUGCCUGGUCACUGCAACGUGAUGGCCAGAGAAUCCUAUUAGUUUUGCAACCACUGCCUUGAGGGAUGAGUAAACUGGGACCUGUCAGAUCUGAAAAUCUUGUCUGUACCUGUGUUGAAAAUUAUUUUAAAAUAACCCUUUAUUCUUCCCCUAUAGGCACAACUCUGGGGUUUUCAUGGCGGAGAGCUGCCCUUGAGGUUGGCAGUUAAAGCAUGCAGGACACCAGUGGGGUGGGCAAGAAUUGCUGAGGCCUCUUCAACUAAGCACUCUCCUGAGGGCAGCCCCCUGGGUCGACCUGCAGCUGCCCCUGUAAGUUAUAAGUUAUGGAUAUUAGGUUCCUCAGUUUGUUCCACACUCCCUCCUUGUUCCUGAAAUGGGCAAAGCAUUCAAUGUGGCCAUUCAAAACCAUCGGUGAUUGUGAGUUCUAGAAGCAGCGAUUUAAGCCACGUGGCAAUAAAUGGUGCAGUUUCGUUUUCUUCCACUCCCUCUUCAGAAAACCAAAAACAUAAAUUCUCCUCUUUUAAUUUUCUGC